GGUGUUUUUAUUAUUUCUAGCCCUGUAAAGGACAAAGUUGUUGUCAAUGACAGAUGGGGUUCUAACUGUAAAUGCAAACAUGGUGGCUACCUGACAUGCAAUGACCAUUACAAUCCAGGUGUCUUACAGAAACGAAAAUGGGAGGAUUGUACGACUGUUGAUCGGGGCUCAUGGGGAUAUCGUAGAAAUGUAGAUCUAUCAAGUUACUUGACAAUGGAUGAUAUAACAGAUACAUUGGCAGAGGUUGUCAGUUGUGGUGGUAAUAUGUUAUUGAAUGUCGGACCAACCCAUGAUGGUAGAAUUAUACCCAUAUUUGAAGAGCGCCUUCGCCAAACGGGAGAUUGGUUGAAAGUUAACGGUGAAGCCAUUUACUCCAGCAAGCCCUGGACAUCACAGAAUGACACAGUGACGAAGGGCAUUUGGUUCACCAGUAAGCCAGUAAAUGGAGAAGUGGUUGUAUACGCCAUAGUUUUAAACUGGCCAAGCUCAAAUUACCUGGUACUGGGUACUCCAGUCACAUCACCCAAGACCACAGUCAACAUGCUGGGAUAUUCACCACCAUUACUAUGGAAACAAACUGCUACCGCCGGGAUGAACAUCACUAUGCCGAAUCUGAGCGUGAACGCAAUGCCAUGCAAAUGGGCAUGGGUACUAAAACUCACCAAUGUUGUAUAAUGUCAACGCACUCUUUGAUUAGUCCAAGUUUAGUUUUGAAACUGAAGCUUAUUAUUAGGAGUGUAAAGAUUGUCGUUUUACAAAAUCCAAUACACAGGCUAUAGUAGUAUGAUUACAUGCACCACACUUGAAAUCAAUGAAAUGAAUCACAGUUGGUAACAAAAUCCUGCGGAAAUUUAGCCACUGAUAUCAUUUUCACAAUUGAGUCAUGUGGAUUUACAGCAAAGUGAAAUCAUGUAUUAACAAGGCAUACAUUAUACUUUCUAUGUAAGGCCAGACUUUUAGUAUCCGUUGUUUCGCGAACCCGUCGAAUGAACAGGAGCCGAAAAUGAAAUGAAAUUUUAUUUAUUUCCAAGUUGCAUUUUCGUUGGAGUAUCAUGAUCAAAGUACCGAAGUCUCGAGCAGAUGAGAAACAAGGUUAUACAGGGAAUAACAUUUUAUUUCUUCUUUCUGAUCUCACAAUUCUUUGAGAAUCACACAAAUCUAAUGGGAAAGAAAGAAUAAAUUUUUUUUUCCCCCGCCCUCCUCAAAAAAAUUGCCUUAUAAAAACUCAAGAAACAAGGAAUAAAAAAAAGUCUGGCCUAACUUCAUGUAAUUAAAGUGAGGGAGUCGUCGCCUGCGCAUGCGUCAGAUGGCCGAUAGCGUGUCAUUGUUUACAAACAAGCGUCUACCCAUGAGCCUUUGCGGUUUUAGCGUGUGUUAUCAUCAUCGCCGCCGCUGCUUGGGACUCAAUUCCUGCGUGCAGGUGACAACCCUCCCGCUUUAAUAAUUUUGCGCCAAUAUAAUGCUAACUAUAUAUAGAGAACGCACCAAAAUACAUUUUUUAAGAGCAUCUUACCAAUUUCCCUGUAAAAUAACCUUCACCUUAUAUUCAAAGGUAUACUCACCAAGUGGCCUAGCUACUGUAGAUGUAUAUUAUAUAUGUUGGGGUAACAAUUCCAAGAAAGAGCACACCGCAUUAAAGUGACAUAAUUAAAUUUAUUUUAAAUGGAGGUGAUAUAGAGUUAUAUUCAGAUUUAUUCUGUGAAUUUGUAAAACUGUCAUUUAUAUACAAUCGUAGAUACACAUUAAUAAAUUGUCAAUUUAGUUAUGAUGUUCGAA
Molecule: messenger RNA, 1776 nt
Organism: Saccoglossus kowalevskii
Lineage: Eukaryota; Metazoa; Hemichordata; Enteropneusta; Harrimaniidae
Product: alpha-L-fucosidase-like
Biological process (GO): glycoside catabolic process; fucose metabolic process
Cellular component (GO): lysosome
Molecular function (GO): alpha-L-fucosidase activity
Source: RefSeq, a predicted model, not a curated record